Molecule: messenger RNA, 1755 nt
Organism: Dissoconium aciculare CBS 342.82
Lineage: Eukaryota; Fungi; Ascomycota; Dothideomycetes; Mycosphaerellales; Dissoconiaceae
Exons: 2
Coding region: 440-1636 (398 amino acids)
Source: RefSeq, a predicted model, not a curated record
AGACCUCCCAACGAGGAUACAGAGAAGAAUGUGUGGCCCUUCCGACUGGCAACGACUCCAUGUUCUCAAUUCCUCCUCCAGCUCCACACAAAGUUGAGACGACAAAGCUUUGAACGAGUCUAGAGCGCGCCAUUGUCGGCAACAGACCCGUGCACACCCUUGGUCGUUGUUAUUCUAUCCACACGUUACGUACGUGCAGCAGAGUCCAGCACAGUACAAUUAUCAGCUCGGUCCCGGAACUCUCUCCCGUCCGAGGAUGAGGAGGAGACGAUUUCGCUUUCUUUUCUUUUUCUGAUGUGAUCGGUACGAAGUUUCCUCCUUCAAGCAGGCAGGAGCGAAGCUUUCCCCUAGCUCCAGAUUAUCCGGUUCGUGUGUCCCGCUUGCGUGCGCGCGCACACGCGAAAGGGAGAGAGAGAGAGCGCGCGACGCAACUACUCCAAUGGCGCCCCUUCCCUGCUCGCCCGUGUCCAAUUCGACGGCAUCCGAGUCGUACUCGCUGCCGGCCUCUGAAGAAUCGUCCGAUGAUUCCCUUUCCACUCCGCGGCCUGGCCCGGUCGAUCCAGCACAGAGGACCGCCGCCAACCUAAGUCGGCCCUUGGUUCCGACCUAUUCCGCCUCGCCCGAUUCGGUGCGUUUGGCAGAAGGCGGCAUUGCCAAGCGCGAUGGUGUCGCGCGCAGGACGAGCAGCGAUGGUCAGAGUGCUGCACACGACGUCGACGGCCGACCUCGCAAUCCAUACACAUAUGGUAUUGCUGAAUCUUCCGUCGUCCCCGAGGCCACCGCCAUCACUACCGCCGUCCCCGCGUCCUCCUCGCCGAUCGCCAACACCGCCAAACACCAACUUCCCGAAUUACCAUCACGGCUUGCGUCUCCGAGACGGACCAGCAAAUCGACCCUUUCACCGAGCCAACUCCGCACUAGUCCACACCCAGACGCCCGGAGGCGGAUAGCUGCUCGACUUCCAGACGAUUUCAUGGAGAGCAGUGCGGACGAGAGCACGGCCAUCAUCCGGCGCAGCUCGGGGAAGGCCAAUUAUGGAGCUGCUGAAGCAAGUACUACAGGCCGAGCCGGCGAUGGGACUCGUGCACGGGAUGGACGAGCGUCGAUCUACGAUCAGGUUAUGGAAGACGAACACGACGCGAAUGCUCUAGCCCGGAAGAAGAGCCCGUCUACGAGGUCCGGCGGCGGAGAAUCUUCGACAAGGGACGCAGAAACGGCGCGAAGAUCGAGCUCGGAUGGAGGAGGGAGCCGCCGGGGCCGCGAGAGUUGGCUCAAGGGAUUUGCAGAGAAAUAUGGGAGUGUGGAAUUGGAGAACAAGGGUAGUGUCGCGCGCGACCAUUUAGCAUUGGAACGCACAUUCCUUGCAUGGCUGCGAACAUCGCUCUCAUUUGCCAGCAUCGGCAUCGCUGUCACGCAACUUUUCCGGCUGAACACCACUAUCACGACUCCCGACGGCAACCAAAUUCACAUCUUAGCCUCGACUGCCGAAUCCUUACGACAAGUCGGCAAGCCUCUCGGUGCCACCUUCAUCGGCAUUUGUAAGUCAUUGGAAAGACCGCGGUGGCGUCUGCUUCUCCACAGCACAGCCAGCCACCUGGGAUUCUAUGCUGACAUCGAACCCAUCAAGCAAUUCUGAUCUUGCUCAUCGGAUUUCAUCGCUAUUUCGAGAGUCAACAUUACGUUAUUCGAGGCAAAUUUCCGGCAUCGCGCGGCUCCAUCCUCCUGGUGACUUUUGUCGCAGCCGGACUCAUCGUC